CAGAGACGCAGAGCAAAGGGAGGGUGAGAGAGAGAGAAAAAAAGAUGGAGUACAAGGAGGCAACAGGGGCCUGCAAAGCUAGUAAGAGUAUUAUAGUAGCAGUCGAUUGGAAGCUAGACUAGAAAGGGUGACGCAGCUGUCAUCCCACACCGGAAACCCUCUCUUCCAGCGCAUAGCCCCUGUCCAUCUCUCCCUCCUCCGAGUCUUCUCCUCUCCUCUUAACAAAUCCCUCUUCCUCUGCUUCCUCCUCUACCUUCCUAAGCCUGAGAAGGUGGGAGAGGUUAUGGAAGAAGAGUUAGAGUACUACUACUUGGAAAGCGAGGAGUUGGGAGCAAACACGAUAGAGGCUGAUCCCUGUACGAGACGGCGAAAUCGGCCCCGCCACUAUUAAUCGAGUUUGAUUGCCAUAUAUAGGUGUAGGAACGGGACCGGGAAAGAGUUCGAUCGUUAUAGGAUCAUUGAUCGAUCAAUCCAUAGUCUUGCGAAGGGAGAAGCAAGCGGCGGCGCGUACGUACGUCAUGGCUGCGGCCUCGUCAUCGACGUCGUCCGCUGGGUCGGCAGCGCCGGCUCACGCGCCGGCGGCGGGAGGUGCCGGCGGCGGCGGCAGCAGCGGGGUACCGAACCACCGGACGCGGUUCGGCGACACCACGCUGACCAAGGUGUUCGUCGGCGGCCUGGCGUGGGAGACGCCGUCCAAGGGCCUGCAGGACCACUUUCAGCAAUACGGCGAAAUCCUCGAGGCCGUCGUCAUCACCGAUCGCGAGACCAGCCGCUCUAAGGGCUACGGAUUCGUGACGUUCAGGGAGCCGGAGUCCGCGCGGGAGGCGGUGCGGAACCCGAACCCGACGAUCGGCGGCCGGCGAGCCAACUGCAACAUUGCGUCCAUGGGGCCGCCGCGUCCGUCGCCGUCGCGAGGGCGGGCCCCACGUGGGUCCCUCUUCCCGGAUCAGCCACACAUGGGCCCGCAGCCUUACAUGGGCGGCCGGUUGCCGCCGCAGCAUAUGACGGCCCCACCUCAACAGAUGUACUACCAUCCUCAGUUCGGGUACUGGUACCCACAAGAUUAUCCUUACCAACAGCAUGCCGUGUACAAUUCACAAGCGCUACAGCAUUACUACCCUCAGCUGUAUGGUCCAACAUCCCCUUCAACACCGUCGUACCAGUUUAUGGGGUACAUGCCGGGUGCCCUGGGUCCAAGGGCUGGCUUCUCUCCGAUGCAGCAACAAGCUCCACGGCCACCUUUCAUUCAGCAGCCUGCGCUGCAGUUCGACGGGGGCUCUUUCCCUCCAGGACCUUCUCUCCCACCGGAUUUCAGACUCCAGUUGCCCCCUCAUGCACUCUCAAGGCAACCAGAUGAAACAACCGGUGCUCAAUCAGCUCCGCCAGUCUCCGCGAGUGCAGCUGCAACUCCAACCACAGACAGCAAGGAAGCAUCAAAGACUGUAGAAUCAAAUUCAGAUCUAAACACCUCGAACUGACUUGGUGAACUGAAAAUUCUUCCGAAAUGACUCAAUGUCAGCCCACAUGGUGCCAUGGUGGUCUGUAACAGGGCUCCAAGCACUCAUUUCUUGACUGAAAAAAAGCACCAAAAGAAUUGUUCUUUCAUUAUUUCAUAUUCUUUUCCAAUUUUCACAAUGCAUUUCUUCGGUGAAUCCAUUGUAUGGCCCAACUGAACUUCACGAAAAAAAAUCUGUAAUUUUCCAUAAUA
Oryza sativa Japonica Group (Japanese rice) is the source of this 1708-nucleotide messenger RNA. RefSeq names its product probable RNA-binding protein ARP1. Gene Ontology annotation, molecular function: RNA binding. The record is from RefSeq and is a predicted model, not a curated record. Lineage: Eukaryota; Viridiplantae; Streptophyta; Magnoliopsida; Poales; Poaceae.